CCAUAUCGGUAGAGAAGUUUAAAUUAUAUUGAAAUUAUUUUUCAAUUUAAUAUUAGAUACAAGAAAAUAUAUCCAUGUUUAUUUAUAUAGGAAGUAUUACUGUAUUAUGAGACUUCGUAGCGGAAAACUUGCAAGACUUGGCACAACGCACAAUCCUAUAAGAACAAAGAGAACCAUGUCCAGGUCCAUGACCCACUACAAAGCAAGAAGUGAUAUAUACCCAAACUCUGAUAAAAAAAGAUUUAAAAUUCCGGACAGCAAGGUGUCCUGGAAAGUGGACUAUCCGGACUACAAACCAGACGAGUUUACGGCCCCAGUUGUGAAGAAAGGGCCAAUUUGGGCAGACCCCGACAUUUCUGAUAAGAAUCCACAUAAGCCCAUCAAAUUUAAUCAAAAGGACGGACUGGUUAACAGAAUAAGUUUUGAAGGAUCAUAUGAACUUGUGGAUAAUAAACCAAUCAACCCUAGAGGGAGAACAGGGCUUACAGGGAGGGGUUUGUUGGGUAAAUGGGGUCCAAAUCAUGCCGCUGACCCAAUCGUUACUAGAUGGCGUCGGGAUAAAAAUGGAGACUUGUUGAAAGAUGAAAACACUGGAAGACCAAUAUUGCAGUUUGUGGCAGUGUUGCGAAAAGAUAAUGGUGAAUGGGCUAUACCUGGUGGUAUGGUAGAUGCUGGAGAAAAAGUUUCUUUAACGCUGAAAAGAGAAUUUGGUGAAGAGGCACUCAAUUCGCUGAAAUAUUCUGAAGAAGACAAAAAAGCACUAGAAAAGUCGUUUUCAAAUCUAUUUUCAAAAGGCCAUGAGAUAUAUAGCGGUUAUGUUGAUGAUCCAAGGAAUACAGAUAAUGCAUGGAUGGAAACUACAGCAGUGAAUUUUCACGACAAGGAUGGAACGAGUUUUGCAAAAAUGCCAUUAGAAGGGGGAGAUGACGCAAGGUCUGCACGAUGGAUGGAUGUUUCUUCAAGUCUUAAAUUAUAUGCUAGUCACUCUUCAUUUUUGAAGUCAACUGCUGAGUAUCACAAAGCACACUGGUGAUUGAAGAAAAAAAAGUUGAAUUGCUGUUUUAGAUUUUCAAACCAGCAUCGAAAGGUUUCGCGAUACCUAACGAUACUUACUAGCUUAUGCACUUGAUCUAAUCCUAUAAAUAAACAUGUGAUACCCUAUUUUUUGUUGGUAUGUGUACUUGAAUAUAUGUGUAUUAUCUCAAUAAAUUAAAAUGUCAUAGAGUGCAGUAGACCUGUUGCUCAAUUAAUAACAAGUAAAACGUCAAACAUGAUUGGUCUUUACAUGUAGAAGUAUACCAGAUAUAUUUCACAGAAUAUGUUAUUGUCAACUGUAUGCUUCAAUAAUCACUGAUCAAUCAAUCCAUUUAUUAUGUUCGAAGCAUGCCUACUUACCUUUAUGAUAUUUUUAAAAUGGGGAUAUCUAAAUAUUGUCUAUACUAUAUAAAACGCCACUGUUUUGUGUAUUACCUGAAACUUAGCACAAUUUAUUAUUAAAGAACAAAACACUUUUUUCUUCAUUCACUAUAUGUAGAUUUUUUUUAUAUCUCACCAAAUUGAGAGCAACUCCGCCACAGAAUUAGGCACCUAUAUCUGCAAAAAUUUUCUGAUUAUAUCAAUGACUUUAUCCUUAGUUACGGGAUAAUUCAAGAGAAAUAAUUUUUUUAUUACAAAAUGUUAUUUUUUUGGCCGCUUACAUGCUAUUAUGACAUGGUAAAUGAACUCAUUUUGUCUAUAUGUAGCACGGUGUCUAAGCAUUCAUGUUCUGCAUGACUCAUAGUACAUUUAUUAUACAUUUUGUGCUAAUUUUCUUGACCACACCUAUACGUUUUAUUUUACGAAUGUCAACUACCUAUAUUUUACAGUAUUUUUAACAGCUAUAUCGACAAAUUUUUGGCAGAAAAUGUCACUAAAUUUUAUCAAAUAAGGUGUUAGUUGUUCCGAUAGAAUAAUUCUAAACAGGAUAAAGAAAAAAAUCUUCUCAAUGUUGCUUAUAUUUUGUCAGGUUUAUGAGACUACUGUUAGUCUAUAUAUCCAUCUUUUAUUUGUUCCCAUUUGCUGUGUAGCCUACAUAGAUUUUAUAUAACCAUUUAUUCUUAUAUAAUUUUAUAUGAUUUAACAUAUAAAGAUGUAAUUGAAGUUUUCACUAAUUGCUUUCAUUAUUGUAGUACAACAAUGUUUGCCCUAUGUAUAGUUCGUAAUAAAGGUGGCAUUUGACAUAACAUUCACGCAUGAUAUUGUUAUUAAUAUAAUCAGAAAAUAAAUUUUUUUUUCUAAUUUUCGAAGUGAAUGCCAUUGAGUAACAUGAUAUCAUGGUAAAUUCAAUCUAUGACAUGAGUUGUAGCAGGAACAAGUUAUGAAAUUAAAAUACCCGUUAUAAGAUGCUACCCUGUAUCCUUUAACUCACAAAAAUAAAGUUUACAAAUCGGAAAGUUUUCUCACACAAAUUGAUAUCGUUAACAAAUUUUUUAAAUGUUGCUAUUUGUCAUGCAUAUCGUAUAAUUAUAUCCAUAUUAUUUUGAACGUUAGGUAAUUUUUUCCUCAUUGUUUUUAUUUUAAACUUAUUCUUUUUUCUUUUCCAAGGGGGUAAAUUUCGGUUUUUAAUAUAAUUUUGACAAUAAUAUAAUUUGUUGACGGGAUAUUUCAUUAAGUCGUUUUCAUGCAAUGCAGCAAAUUGAUAUGAGUCUAAGUACUGGUAAUUUCACACUAAAUCCGAACUAAUUCUCCCUUGCAAAGUCGCAUCUAUAUCAUCAAUUAUUCUAUUACCAACAUAAAAAAACAAUCUGCUUCGUCAACCCUGAGUGUUUUUUCAAGGUGAAAAUUGAGCACAAAAAUUAUUUCAAUUUAAUAGAUAUGUAGCUAUUCUAUGUUUCUUAGAUUAUAUGUAUAAUGUAAUUGUUACCAUAUUAAUCACAACUUCAAUAUACUUCAUAGUAUACUAUUCACAAAAAUUUAUUUUUUUCGACUAACGUGUAUUAACAUUGUGAUCGUAUUUUAUAUAG
Molecule: messenger RNA, 3002 nt
Organism: Styela clava
Lineage: Eukaryota; Metazoa; Chordata; Ascidiacea; Stolidobranchia; Styelidae
Product: ADP-ribose pyrophosphatase, mitochondrial-like
Molecular function (GO): ADP-ribose diphosphatase activity
Source: RefSeq, a predicted model, not a curated record